This is a messenger RNA of Olea europaea var. sylvestris, 1627 nucleotides long. Its product is annotated as OTU domain-containing protein At3g57810-like. NCBI's taxonomy places the organism in Eukaryota, Viridiplantae, Streptophyta, Magnoliopsida, Lamiales, Oleaceae. Gene Ontology annotation, cellular component: nucleus; cytosol. The record is from RefSeq and is a predicted model, not a curated record. Gene Ontology annotation, biological process: endoplasmic reticulum unfolded protein response; protein deubiquitination. Gene Ontology annotation, molecular function: cysteine-type deubiquitinase activity. The transcript has 7 exons. The coding region runs from base 111 to 740 and encodes 209 amino acids.
CUUGGCGUGAGAAAUGUUUAUAGUUUUUUAUUCUUUUCGUAAGAAUUUAAACUUUAUUUAGCGUAUUUCUGUAGUUUUGGUUUUAGUAUCGGCUUCUAUAGUUGAAUUUUAUGUUCAGCUGCUUAUUUUUGAAAAUUCACAUGGAUUUAGGCUCAGGAAUACCUGGCGACGGUAGGUGUUUGUUCCGUUCAGUAGUUCGUGGAGCACAUUUGAGAGAAGGAAAGCCGUCGCCAUGCGAAAGCCAUGAAAGAGAACUUGCUGAUGAGCUUAGAGCAAAAGUUGCCGAUGAAUUUAUCAAGAGGCGGGCAGAUAGUGAAUGGUUUGUGGAAGGUGAUUUUGAUACUUACGUUAGACACAUGCGACAACCCCAAGUCUGGGGAGGGGAACCUGAGCUGCUCAUGUCGUCACAUGUUCUACAGGCACCCAUAACAGUUCACAUGUGGGAUAAGAAGACCAAUUGCCUCAAAAUUAUAGCUGAAUAUGGGCAAGAAUAUGGGAAGGAAAGUCCAAUUCGCGUGCUGUAUCAUGGUUAUGGUCACUACGAUGCAUUACAGAGCCCUUUUGGUAGUCCAAAGUCAAAACUCUCAAGAGGAAGGAGUGGGGCGUUUUUGUUUGUUUUUGAAGGAGUGAUAAGUAUCUGGAGCUGGCUGAUGGAAAAUCUAGGCUGCUGGUGGAUUUGCAGCUGCUGCAAGGACCUGAUCAAACAACAAAGAGCUGUCAUUCAAUAUCUGAUAGGCUGAAAAUGUAAUAAGGAUGCAGCUGUGGCCUGCCCUUUCUUUCCUCCAACAUAGGUGAGCUUAAUCGGGGGUCUACCAAGGAGUCCAUAUCGUCUUUUUAUUUUUUCAACAACCACAAACUAGACAGUUUCCAUGUAAGUUUUAAGUGAGCUACAUGAAUUCUUUUCUCCACUUUAUUCUCUAUGUAAAGAACCAACGCAUCAAAACAUUUGCAACCACAUUAGGCAGAAGUUAACUUUGUUUCACCUCUCCUACUAGCGUUAAUUUAUCCCUUGACAUUCACUGAAUUUCUCAUGUCGCUUUUCUCAAAAAAAUGUCAAAUUAACAGGUGCAAAUGAAGUUUAGCCUUGUCUUUAGUUCUCUCUGUGCUGAAUGUGGCUCCUGAUUAUUAUUGUUUUUAACAUUUCUUGUUCUACAUCUACAAUGUGGCCUUUUCACUCAAAGAUUAGCUUGAUUUAGAAUUGUUUAUCUUUUCUUUUUCAAGUUGCAUGGUAUGAUGCAAAAAAAAAAACGAACUCGUAUGCUUCUACGUGCUAUUCUUGGAUAUUAACUGCUUUCUCCAUAUUUGAUAUAUGUUUAUGAAAUUUGUAUAUGUUUUGAUGUAAGGAACAAUGCAAGCUAUUCUGACCACUAAUUUCUUUUCUUUUUUUUCCCCCCAGGAAUAAGAGAAGGUGAAAGGAAUUAAAAUGGAAUGGUCAUUUUAAUACUAAAAUGAUCUUUUAAUUAAAAAUUUCUUCAGGCUUGUGAAAUUUCAUUGUUUUGGCUCUCUGCAGCACCUGGCUAUUCUCCCUUCAAAGAAUGAAGAUAUGCAAAAUAGGCAAAAAGAAAAGGAGAUUGCUUUCUAUUUCCUUGAAAUUUAAAUCAUAUUAUCAUUUUCUCAAAUUAUUUUA